UGAUUCCGACUGCCAAGUAACCAAUUACAGUGUGAUGAAUGGCCAUCACGUAAAGCAUGACAACAGCGCCCGUCUGUAUAUGUGAACGAGACGUGAACGGUACUGUUUUUCUUUUUAAUAAACCGCCUGUAGACUUUCACAGUUCUAAAUGCUUCGGUUUACAUGUAGAUACCCUCAUUAUGCUACAGUUUUAAGUGUGUUGCUAUUUGGAGCCUUGGUAGCGAUUUAUUUUUACUCUACGUUUAGUUCAAGCAUCGUUGUUUGGUGGGUCAGGUGACGAGCCGUCGAAUCACAGCACAGCACCCAGAAUGCAUUGCAACACACCGUCAUGAAGGGACUCAUCGUUAGGUCGGCUUUAAAUAGCAUACAGAACCUCCAGUAAUUUAACAUUGUCUGCAAGCUCCACAGAUCGUGGCAAGACAAUUGAAUUGAUUAUGGACUUCUUGCCGGGCAAUGAUGAGUUAAUUUGAACAGUAGUGUGUGGCGUGGAUGUGUAUAAUAUCUGAAUGAAUGUGUGUUUCUCAAUGCUAUAAUCUAGAUACAACUGUAUACGGCAUUUCAGAAUGUUUGUAAACAAUAGGCACCAAGAUACUUCCGGGUGGCAGAACGCAAGCUGCUUCCAUUGACCUGAAGAGAUCCAGCCGGCUACUGUAAAAAUAGGUAAAAACAUUGAAGUUGUAACAAUGACGAAAACGUGUUGUGUUUGGGGUUGCGCUGCCAGGUAUACAAAAGGUGUGGGGUUUUAUAGAUUUCCUUCGGGAAAAACUAAAUUGAUCCAGCGGAACUUGUGGGUGAGGAGGUUAAAGCGAGUGGAUGCCGUUACAGAGAAGAUAGCAAGACUGCCUGGUGGCGGAGUAGCCACUUCUAACGGGAGAGACUGGGAACCAAACAUCCACCAUCGUGUUUGUGGAAGACAUUUUCUCACAGGUUGCCCGAACCCUGACCCUGACCACCCUGACUUUGCUCCUUCACAACACCUGGGACCUGAGUUAGCAGAUCCAACCGCAUCUGCUAAGAGAGCAGCAGAUAACCAAGGUCGGUACCAUCGAGCAGUGAGAAGGAGACUGCCUUAUUCUGCUGCUGGACCAGGACCAGAACCAGAGAUUGUGCCUGACAUAGAAGACAACCAGGAAGAAGAAGGGGACAACCAAGACCAUGGGGAACAAUGUCAUCUGUGUGAAAUGCUACAGCAAGAGGUACAUAGGUUGCGUUUAGAGAGAGACUCUUACAAAGACAAGCUGUCAAAAUUGUCCAUCUCUUCAGAACAUUUCAUUGUCACAGAGAAUGAUGCAGCUAGUCAAAUUAAGUGCAAACGGAAAUUCUUUUCAUUUUAUUUUGGACUGCCAUCUUUUGCUGUGUUUAUUUGGAUUCUGAACUUGAUUGCACCACUUAUUUCAGAAAGAAGGGUUAUCUCCAAGGAGAAUCAACUUCUUUUAACUUUGAUGAAGCUCCGACACGGACUUGCCCAUGUAGAUCUUGGUUUCCGGUUUGGUGUGUCCUCUGCAUGUGUUUCAAAUGUUAUGAGUUUUUCAUUGACAGGCCAUUCAAUCUCAGGGCUAGAGCCCAGACCUGGUCGAAUUAUAAACACCAUAAUACUCUUAAGGCUCUAAUAGGUAUCACGCCCUAUGGCUCAAUAUCAUUUAUUUCCAAAAUGUGGGGAGGGAGGAUAUCAGAUAAAGAGAUCAGUGGUAAGUCUGGCUUUUACAGUAACAUUAAUCCAGGCAAUCAGGUGAUGGCAGAUAGAGGUUUUCUGAUAGGUGACGACCUGGCUAGACUUGGUGCCACACUGGUGAUGCCUCCAUUCUUGAAGGGGAGAAAGCAGUUACCUGGGCUUGAUGUUGAGAGGGCCCGCCAACUCUCAGCAUUGCGUAUUCAUGUGGAGCGAGCUAUUGAACGGAUCAAGAUCUUUAGAAUUCUAAAAAACACACUCCCUCUGACCCUUGUUCCUCUCUCCAGUGACAUAUUGAUCGUCUGUUGUGCUCUAAGUAAUCUUAGACCUAAACUUAUUAAAUAAUACUGCUACCGGACUUCAAUUACUUUCCUCUCACUCUUUAACACAUUGAUAAGCUAGAAUCUCUUGUGAAAAGAUAUUUGAAUCAAAACCCUUUGCUCCUUUACUUUGUUGUACUU
This is a messenger RNA of Alosa alosa (allis shad), 2130 nucleotides long. RefSeq lists its product as uncharacterized. Bases 684 to 1610 code for a protein of 308 amino acids. NCBI's taxonomy places the organism in Eukaryota, Metazoa, Chordata, Actinopteri, Clupeiformes, Clupeidae. The record is from RefSeq and is a predicted model, not a curated record. The transcript is spliced from 2 exons.